UAUGAACAGGUAGAAGAACGUGGUGGCACCUGUAUACCAGUGAAAUGUGAUCACACAGAUGAUAAACAAGUAGAAGAAUUAUUCGAUAAAAUCAACAAAGAACAAAAUGGACGAUUGGAUCUCUUGGUUAACAAUGCGUACGCUGCUGUAAAAACAUUGUCUCAACCUGGUUUCUCAGCAAAAUCAUUCUGGGAAUUGGAACCUGAAUUGUGGGAUACUGUGAAUAAUGUUGGACUCAGGGGCCAUUAUGUUGCAUCAGUGUUUGCAGCAAGAAUGAUGGUACCAGCAAAGCAGGGUUUGAUUAUCAACAUCUCGUCACCAGGUGGACUGAUGUACCUGUUUAACGUUGCUUAUGGUGCUGGAAAAGCAGGGGUAGACAAAAUGGCAUUAGACUGUGCACAGGAACUAAGGACACACAGUGUUGCAGCUGUUUCAUUGUACCCUGGAGUAGUGAGAACAGAGCUUAUUGAUGAUAUGUUAAGCAAAGUAACACCUAUUGAUAAUCAACUGAAAAUGUUUGAAAAUGGAGAAAGUCCUGAAUUUUCUGGUAGAGGCGUUGUACACCUGUUGAGUGACCCAAACAUUAUGAAGAAAUCUGGUCGUAUUUUAUUUAUGGGAGACGUUGCGUCUGAGUAUGGCUUUACAGACAUAGAUGGAACAGUACCAUUCCACCACAGACGUCUGAAAGACGUGUUGCAGUUUAGGGGACAUACAUGGCUAUCAAUGUUUAUACCAAGAUUUGUCAAUGUCCCACGGUGGAUGAUGGCUGUAUUUUUGAGCAAACUGUGAACAGAUGACAAAACAUAACAUUUAUUUUGCAAUCAAGUAAGCAUACAAAAAUUGAUAGCUUCUUGACAUUCCCUAAAAUGUGAAAAAAAACAGUAAACCUGUAAGAGAAAUAUGCAAAAUGGAAAAAAAAACGUGCACCCAAAUGAUAUCCUUAUUCAUAGACACUAAUGCAUAUUUUCAAAAACGAAAAACAAUCGACAAUUCACGUAAAAUGACAAAUAAUCAUUUAGCACAAAACAAGUACAUCGCAGAACAUAGUCAAAUCAUAAGUAAAAGAUAUAUGGAUCUUGCAAUUCUAUGGCAAACAUUAAUCAGAGUGAGCACAUUGAUGCUACCGAAGAUUGUGUAACACUAUCAUUAUAUUUAACUAGAAGCUCUGAUUAAACAAACCUUAAUGUUAUGAGGCAAUUCUCAACUGUAACAACAGACCUCUCAAUAAAUUUUGAAUAAUAAUAAAUUCAUUUCAAUAUAAUCACUAUAUUUAGGAUUGUUUGGUGGAAUAUCAUCAUAAAUAUUUCUUAUUGUGAAGGACUUCAUUUAGUAAAUGUACUUCGAAAUUCAGCUUUAUGUGAAUAAAUAAAUAAAUCAAA
This is a messenger RNA of Saccoglossus kowalevskii, 1379 nucleotides long. Its product is annotated as dehydrogenase/reductase SDR family member 1-like. The record is from RefSeq and is a predicted model, not a curated record. NCBI's taxonomy places the organism in Eukaryota, Metazoa, Hemichordata, Enteropneusta, Harrimaniidae.